Messenger RNA from Doryrhamphus excisus (bluestripe pipefish), 2595 nucleotides. RefSeq names its product ST8 alpha-N-acetyl-neuraminide alpha-2,8-sialyltransferase 6 (gene st8sia6). Gene Ontology annotation, biological process: oligosaccharide metabolic process; N-glycan processing. NCBI's taxonomy places the organism in Eukaryota, Metazoa, Chordata, Actinopteri, Syngnathiformes, Syngnathidae. Gene Ontology annotation, molecular function: alpha-N-acetylneuraminate alpha-2,8-sialyltransferase activity. The record is from RefSeq and is a predicted model, not a curated record.
ACAGGAGCUUUUUAGCUUUGGGAGAACAGCCGAGGAGCAGGAUUGUGAAUUUUGCGACUUAACGGGAGACACCAGAAAAGUUGAAAAGAAGAAGCACGGAGGUGACAGCCUGACACCGGGAGGGAGGGAAAGGAAGGAGGGAGGAGCCAGAGCGGAGAGAGAGAUAGAUAGAUAGAUAGGAAACAUGAAAGCCGAUGGACGUUGUUCGACUGGAGGUGUGUUAGCCUGAAACAAGAGAGCACCCGGCGGCACAAGAGAACCCGGGCGAGGCGGCGGAGAGCAUGAGUUCGGGCUUGUCCUUCAUGAUCGCUCUCUUCUGCUUGGGGAGCCUGCUGACCAUCGUCACCUGGUACGUGGUCGACGAUGACAGCGUGGUGGCCUCUCACAAACCGCCCCCUCAAAAGAAAAGUUCCCCUAAGCCUUCUGCGCUUUGUAAAGGCUGCAGGGAACUGAUUGACAACGUGCUAAAGCGCCACUCUCAAACCUGGAAGAGGAACGAUGAGAAUUACCGCACGUUUACCGCCAAGCUGAGCCGCUCGUGUCGGGGCUACGACAAGGCCAUCAUCACGCAGGGCAACACCCCCGUGGGGACCAAGAUCCAGUACGAUGGGGAAAAGUCCAGGACGCUACAGGUCACCCCCGCCAUUUUCAAAACAUUCAUUAAGGAGCAUCCGUUCUCCAACAGGACGUUUGACACGUGCGCCGUGGUCGGCAACGGCGGCAUCCUGAUGGACAGCGGCUGCGGGAAGAUGAUCGACUCGGCUCAGUUUGUGAUGAGGUGCAAUCUGCCGCCUUUGAACGACGAGUACAGCACGCACGUGGGCGUCAAGACGGACCUCGUGACGGCUAACCCGAGCAUCCUCAAAGAAAAGUACGGCUCCCUGAUGGGACGACGCCGCGACUUUGUGGAGAGUCUUCAAAGCUACGGAAAAUCCCUCAUCCUCCUUCCCGCCUUCUCCUACGGCAUCAACACGCCGCUGUCCAUGCGCGUCUCCUACACCGUCGAGGACUUCGGCAGCUCGGCACGACCCGUUUUCUUCAACCCGGAAUACCUCCGCAAUCUCUCCCAGUUCUGGUCCAACAACGGCUUGAAAUCGCACCGCCUCAGCACGGGCAUCAUGAUGGCCAGCAUGGCGCUGGAGGCGUGCGCCAAUGUGCAUCUGUACGGCUUCUGGCCCUUCAGCAACCACCCGCACGGACUUUACACGCUCACCAACCACUACUACGACGACAGGAAAGUCAACGCCAAGUUCCACGCCAUGCCGGUGGAGUUUGACAUGCUGCUGAAGCUGCACACUCAGGGCGUGCUACGGCUUCACUUAGGGGACUGUCACAGCGAGGAAAAGUAGUCCCCGAAAAAAAGGGACCACCCGUGUGACUGACUUUGCACUGAAUACCAAAGACUUUUAAAGGUUAUUUAUUAUCCAGCUGGAGUCUGGACGUUUCAAAGGAGAAGCCAUUUUGGGGGCCUUAGGGAGGUUUGAUGCCGUGCCUUGCUGUUGCAAGUGAAUGUAAAUGAAAAAUAAUAAUAAUCAUGUCCGCCAUUGUUUACAUGCUCCACAAACACCAGCACGUAUACUGUAGUGUAAUAUGUCUUUUUUUUUAUAUCAAAUUGGCUUUCUACUUUAUUCCUAACACGAGACUGGUGAUGGGUUUCGAUCACUGCGACCGCUGCUGGAAGCUAGCGUGUCUUAGCUGACAAGAACAGGGAGUAUUAGCGCCACACUGGGGAAAGAAAUAAAUAUUAUAUGAUGAAGUUAGAAAUAAAGAUGCCACACAAGUCUCAACAGUCAGGAUUUUCAAAGGAAAAAAUGCAAAUUUACAAGAAUAAAGUUAUAAUUAUGAAUAUUACAACAAAAGCCUCAAAAUAGGAGCGUCACAUUCAAAUUUUCUAUCAGUUUUUUUUUAAAGCGGAAGUAUUCACAUAAUAUGUUUGUAAUUUUGCAAGAAAAAAAAUCCUAAGAGUAUAUGGGAUUUUGUGGGGAUAAAUAUAAUAUAGCAAAAUUUGAGAAUUUUGUGCUUAAAAAGCAAAGUCAUAAUUUUGCGACAAAGUGUUGGGAGAAUAUUGGAGGAUUUUUGGGGUUAAAAUGUUUGAAUAAGAGACUGAAUAAUAUAUAUAUAUAUUUUUUAAACGGAAGUAUUCACAUAAUAUGUUUGUAAUUUUGCAAGAAAAAAAAUCCUAAGAGUAUAUAACAUUGGGAUUUUAUGCGGAUAAAUAUAAUAUAUAACAAAAUUUGAGAAUGUUUUUGUGCUUAAAAAUCAAAGUCAUAACUUUGCGACAAAGUGUUGGGAGAAUAUUGGAGGAUUUUUGGGGUUAAAAUGUUUGAAUAAGAGACUGAAUAAUAUAAUAAAAAAAAAAAUAUAUAUUUUUUUUUUAAAGCGGAAGUAUUCACAUGAUAUUUUUGUAAUUUUGCAAGAAAAAAAAAUCCUAAGAGUAUAUAACAUUGGGAUUUUAUGGGGAUAAAUAUAAUAUAUAGCAAAAUUUGAGAAUGUUUUUGUGCUUAAAAAGCAAAGUCAUAAUUUUGCGACAAAGUGUUGGGAGAAUAUUGGAGGAUUUUUGGAGUUAAAAUGUUUGAAUAAGAGACUGAAUAAUAU